Molecule: messenger RNA, 3598 nt
Organism: Phyllostomus hastatus (greater spear-nosed bat)
Lineage: Eukaryota; Metazoa; Chordata; Mammalia; Chiroptera; Phyllostomidae
Gene: RFX4
Product: regulatory factor X4
Exons: 18
Coding region: 154-2361 (735 amino acids)
Biological process (GO): regulation of transcription by RNA polymerase II
Molecular function (GO): DNA-binding transcription factor activity, RNA polymerase II-specific; RNA polymerase II cis-regulatory region sequence-specific DNA binding
Source: RefSeq, a predicted model, not a curated record
CUUUCCUCCUGUAUCCUCUGCCCUUGCACUCUUCUGCGUCUCUCGUUCCCUGUCCCUUCCUCCUCACUCCCUUCCUCCCUGGGCGGCUCUAGCACAGGGGAUCCCCAAACAUCAGGACUUUUGGGGGGCGCCUGUGCUGUCCAUGGGAAGAGCAUGCAUUGUGGGUUACUGGAGGAACCCGACAUGGAUUCCACAGAGAGCUGGAUCGAAAGAUGUCUCAACGAAAGCGAAAACAAACGUUAUUCCAGCCACACAUCUCUGGGGAAUGUUUCUAAUGAUGAAAAUGAGGAAAAAGAAAACAACCGAGCCUCCAAGCCCCACUCCACUCCCGCCACUCUGCAAUGGCUGGAGGAGAACUACGAGAUCGCGGAGGGGGUCUGCAUUCCCCGCAGCGCCCUCUACAUGCACUACCUGGACUUCUGCGAGAAGAACGACACCCAGCCAGUCAACGCUGCCAGCUUUGGGAAGAUCAUAAGGCAGCAGUUUCCUCAGUUAACCACCAGAAGACUCGGGACCCGAGGACAGUCCAAGUACCACUACUACGGCAUCGCAGUGAAGGAGAGCUCCCAGUACUAUGACGUGAUGUAUUCCAAGAAAGGAGCCGCCUGGGUGAGCGAGACGGGCAAGAAAGAAGUGAGCAAACAGACGGUGGCCUAUUCCCCCCGGUCCAAGCUGGGAACGCUGCUGCCCGAGUUUCCGAAUGUCAAAGACCUAAACCUGCCGGCCAGUCUGCCUGAGGAGAAGGUUUCUACCUUUAUUAUGAUGUACCGCACACACUGUCAGAGAAUACUGGACACUGUAAUAAGAGCCAACUUUGAUGAGGUUCAAAGUUUCCUUCUGCACUUUUGGCAAGGAAUGCCGCCCCACAUGCUGCCCGUGCUGGGCUCCUCCACGGUGGUGAACAUCGUCGGCGUGUGCGACUCCAUCCUCUACAAAGCUAUCUCGGGAGUGCUGAUGCCCACCGUGCUGCAGGCGUUGCCCGACAGCUUAACUCAGGUGAUCCGCAAGUUCGCCAAGCAGCUGGACGAGUGGCUCAAAGUGGCUCUCCACGACCUCCCAGAAAAUCUGCGGAACAUCAAGUUUGAACUGUCAAGAAGGUUUUCCCAAAUUCUGAGACGGCAAACGUCACUAAAUCACCUUUGCCAGGCGUCGCGGACGGUGAUCCACAGCGCGGACAUCACGUUCCAGAUGCUGGAGGACUGGAGGAACGUGGACCUCAACAGCAUCACCAAGCAAACCCUGUACACCAUGGAGGACUCGCGCGAGGAGCACCGGAAACUCAUCAUCCAGUUGUAUCAGGAGUUUGACCACCUGCUGGAGGAGCAGUCUCCCAUCGAGUCCUACAUCGAGUGGCUGGACACCAUGGUGGACCGCUGCGUUGUGAAGGUGGCUGCCAAGAGACAAGGGUCCCUGAGGAAAGUGGCCCAGCAGUUCCUCUUGAUGUGGUCCUGUUUCGGCACCAGGGUGAUCCGGGACAUGACCUUGCACAGUGCCCCCAGCUUCGGGUCGUUUCACCUGAUUCACUUGAUGUUUGACGACUACGUGCUCUACCUGCUGGAAUCCCUGCACUGCCAGGAGCGGGCCAACGAGCUCAUGCGAGCCAUGAAGGGCGAAGGGAGCACUGCAGAAGUCCGAGAAGAGAUCAUCUUGACGGACGCCGCCCCGCCAACUCCGUCACCGGUGCCGUCCUUUUCUCCGGCGAAGUCGGCCACGUCCGUGGAAGUGCCACACCCCCCCUCCCCCGUCAGCAACCCGUCCCCCGAGUACACCGGCCUCAGCACCACAGGAGCGAUGCAGUCAUACACGUGGUCUCUAACGUACACAGUGACUACGGCGGCGGGGUCCCCAGCUGAAAACUCCCAACAGCUCCCCUGUAUGAGGAGCACCCAUGUGCCUUCUUCCUCGGUCACACACAGGAUACCAGUUUAUCCUCACAGAGAGGAGCAUGGCUACACGGGAAGCUAUAACUAUGGGAGCUAUGGCAACCAGCAUCCUCCGCCAAUGCAGAGCCAGUACCCGGCCCUUCCUCAUGAGGCAGCGCUCUCUGGGCCGCUCCACUAUGCCCCGUACCACAGGAGCUCUGCACAGUACCCUUUUAAUAGCCCCACUUCCCGGAUGGAACCCUGUUUGAUGAGCAGUACUCCCAGGCUGCAUCCUACCCCCGUCACCCCCCGAUGGCCAGAGGUGCCCACGGCCAACACGUGCUACACAAGCCCGUCCGUGCACUCCACGAGGUAUGGAAACUCUAGUGACAUGUACACACCCCUGACCACGCGCAGGAAUUCCGAGUAUGAGCACAUGCAACACUUUCCCGGCUUUGCGUACAUCAACGGAGAGGCUUCCACAGGAUGGGCUAAGUGACUGCUCUCAUAGGAAUCCGUAUUUAAUAUUAAUAAGUAUUAAUAAUAAUAAUAAACCCAUCUCCCCUCGAAGAUCUUAUCUCUAUACAUUGUAACGUGUGAACCAUUCCUAGGCGUCCAUUUUCCUCGCGAACAAGAGGCUGGGAUUCAGUGUGGCAUGAACAAACUUUAGUUCAGAAACAGGACUCACUCGGCGUCAGUGAGAUGGGGGUCCCGCAGCCAAGCCAGACUUGACUUCCUACAGAGCACUAUCCUGGGCAGGCCAGUCCGUGCCUUUUCCCUUUGUUCCAUGACCACUUGCUUUGUGUUGGCGACCACUCCCUGUAAGUUACUUAUUUUCCUGUUGACAAAAGCUCUUUAGUCUUUAAGGAUGGAUACUGGAGACAGAAUCUGGUUUGUGUUCUUGGACGGGCACAUAAUUGACCAAGAGCAUGCACCUUGCAUCUGUCACCUUCCUGUACAACGAACAGCCCUCAGCUGUGUUCUGCACGCCCCCUCUUCCUGGUGGCACUUCGCGGGGCACCAGGGCUGAAUGGAGGUGUCUGGAAACGCGAGAUUCCCUGUUACGCUCCUGUCCGUCGCAGUGCCUAACCCGUUUUGGAAUGUAAGCACUGUCUGGAGGGAAAGAAGAGGCCUGUUCUGUAUGCCUUAAGUUGGUUGAAGUUUGUAGGGGACCAGCUCUUCUACACACAAGUAUUUGUCCUAAGUUUGCACAAUGGCUAGUGUCAGCAGAAGGCAGGGGAGGGGUUCUUUACCGUUCUGUGAGAAUGUAGACAUACAGCGUUGAGUGCCACACUCUGCUGUGUUAACGUUGUGAAACUGGAUGGACCAAGCUUCAAAGUGUGAAAACGACUUUCACAGUUCCUUCAUAAGACUAUAAUAAUUUCCGACACUUUGAUAGAAAAAAAAUAUUUCAAAGCUGUGCCUUUGAGCCUAUACUAUACUGUGUAUGUGUGGAAAUAAAAAUGUAUUGUACUUUUGGAAAAUUUUUUCUUAGGCAUUUUUCUGUCAGAUUUGUAGCAAUUUGUGAGGUUUGUUAGAGCUUAACAUAGGUUUUCUUUCUGUAUUAUAAAAAGCACCAAGCAAUUAUGGUGGACCUAUUACCCUAUGGGUAAGAAAUAAAUAGAAAUAUGACAUCGGAUGUUUUAGCAAUUGUUCUGUAAAUAAAAUCUUUGAUCACACCCACUCAGUGUGAUAAUCAUGUCUACGGCUAAAAUGGAAAUAGUUUUAUCUGUACA